Sitodiplosis mosellana (orange wheat blossom midge) is the source of this 1572-nucleotide messenger RNA. Its product is annotated as lysine-specific demethylase 4D-like. Gene Ontology annotation, molecular function: histone H3K36 demethylase activity; histone H3K9 demethylase activity. The coding region runs from base 1 to 1572 and encodes 523 amino acids. Gene Ontology annotation, biological process: chromatin remodeling. The transcript is spliced from 7 exons. The record is from RefSeq and is a predicted model, not a curated record. Gene Ontology annotation, cellular component: nucleus. Lineage: Eukaryota; Metazoa; Arthropoda; Insecta; Diptera; Cecidomyiidae.
AUGAAAGAAAGUGAAGUUUUUGGUGAAAUAGAAAUACCGGUGCUUCAGCCACCCAUUGAGAAAUUCGUAAAUUUUCGCGAAUUCAUGAAAACAUUGGAAGAUGAUGGAAUAAAUAUCGCCAAAGUUAUUCCACCAAAAGAAUGGCAAGCGCACUCAAAAUUGGUUGAUCCAGAUUAUAUUCUGAAGACCGUUGUAAAUCAAGUUGGAGAAGAUCUUUCGGGUGGCGCGUUUUCUGUAUCAACAGACAGCACACAAAUGACUUACUCCGAAUUCGAAGAAUGGGCCAUGUUCGCGGAAGCAAAUCUUUCCGGGUUGACAAUUGAAGAGAUAGAAGACCAACAUUGGGCUAACAUGCAUUUGGAACGGAAGUACGCCAUCAAUAAUGAAAUCAGUCUAUUUGGAGAUGUACAAGUAUGGAAUCUGGAUGAGUUGACAAAGAAUGAAUCGAAUCUUCAUUUCGCACAGCCGCACCAUAACUACGAAAAUGUCAUGAGUGGUGUCCAAUCUUCGAAUUUUUACGCUGCUGGCCCAUUGACCUCGUUCGCUUGGCACCUCGAGGACGGUUACUUAAAUUCAAUUAAUUACCUUCAUCGUGGUGCACCAAAAUUUUGGUACCACGUACCACCACAAUAUAAUGGAAAGUUAGAAAAAUUAGCAACAUCACUUUCGAAAAAAAUGAAUUGUGACUAUUACAUUGGUCACAAGACCACCAUGAUUCCACCAACGGUUCUGAAAAAACGCAAAAUACCGUUCGGAAGGCUGAUACAAAAUCCUGGGGAAUUCGUGGUAUCAAUGACAAAAGCAUACCAUUCCGGCUUUAACUGCGGUUUAAAUCACGCAGAGGCAGUAAAUUUCGGCUCUGAAAAAUGGUUGGAGGUUUUCCAUGAAUCCAAAACAUGCCACUGCAAAAUGCAACAUGCAAUUUUUUUACCUAAAUAUUGCUGUCCAACAUGUGAUUCUGCAUUCAAUUCGAAGUAUGGUUUAUUAAAUCAUUUGAAAAACAAACACAAAGUAAAUGAUUUGAAGAUUGAAGACAUGGAAAAGUUCAAUAAGAAAGUUAAAAAUACCAAGCGGGUGCAACAAGUCAAAGAAAAGAAGAAAGCGAAUAAAAUUAUUCGAAAAACAGUAACGUGCAUACAUUGCGGAAAAUCGUACAAAGGAGCUUUCAAUUUUAAUCGCCAUCUGCCGCAAUGUAGGACUACUGAAAGUGUAAUGCAAGCUACUGCGGUUGCUGAAACCCAGGUUAUCACAGGAGAACCAUCGCAAAGUCCAGCUCCAGUAGUCGAACGAUCGAACGAUGAUCAAAUGAUGGAAGUUGACCAUCAAAUUGAAACGGAUAUGUUUGAUUUGCCUGCUGAAAACGCUGAAAGUGCAGUGCCAAUCACUACAGUGGCUGAAAAUCCGAUUAUUGCAGAAGAAUCAUUGCAAAGUCCAGCACCAGUGGUUGAACGAUCAAUCAGUUUCGUUAGUGAGGAGAAAGUUUCAGAGACAACACCAAAAAUGACAAAUUAUCGCAUUCCCAAAUUAGCUCGCAAAUUGUUACAACCGCAGCCCCUAGCCAAAAGACCUUGA